UUCUAUCAUCCUAUUGGUGGUUAGCUCUCUCAGUCUACCGCCUUUUUAGCAAUGAGUAGGUGGAAUGCUUCGUCGGAUUUAAUUGGCUGCUGGAGCUUGUUUUGUGAUGUUUGGUUGCUUGAAUGGAACUGUCAGUGAGUAACUGGGAGUCGAAGAGUAACUAACUUACAGCAUGACUAUAGAGCGGGAGCUGUUCGUGUCUGCUCCAGGGAAAGUCAUUCUGCACGGAGAACAUGCUGUGGUACAUGGCAAGAUGGCUUUGGCAGUAGGUCUAAAUUUAAGAACCUUUAUUAGGAUGCGACCUCGUAAGGACGAUACUGUUUUAAUAAAUUUGCCAAAUAUUGGUACCAAGCUAAGAUGGGAUAUUGCCCAACUCCAGACCUUACUACCUUCAUUUCAAGAUGACCCACAGAAGUUGGAAAUUCUGAAGAAUUUUGCAGGGAUUAUAGAGGGGUGCAAAGACACAGAAAGCCUUGCUGUUUUGGCUUUCCUAUAUCUGUACCUUUCCAUCUGUGGUAGAGACUUGCCAAGUGUGGAUAUUGUUGUUUGGUCCCAGCUGCCAACAGGAGCAGGUCUAGGAUCUAGUGCUGCAUAUUGUGUCUGUCUAGCUGCUGCAUUGUUAACAUACUGUGGCAGAAUUGACGAUCCCAUGUGUGACGAAACUACAAUUUUAAGGUGGUCCCAAACAGAACUUGACCUCAUUAACCAGUUGGCUUUUCAAGGUGAAAAGGUUAUCCAUGGAAACCCAUCAGGAGUUGAUAAUGCUGUAGGAACAUGGGGUGGUGCUUUACAGUACCAGUCUGGAAGCAUAACUCCAAUGGAGAGGAUACCAGUACUGCACAUCUUGCUCACCAACACAAAGGUUCCCCGCAGUACAAAAGUACUUGUGGCAGGAGUAAAGGAAAAGCUUCUAAAGUUUCCAGAUAUCAUGGAACCUGUCCUCUCAUCCAUUCAUGCUGUUUCCCAAGAGUGCCAGCGAGUUCUGAAAGAGAUGACUGCUGGGUUGUCAAUGGACCAUUACACUGUUUUAGAGGAACUAAUUGAUAUCAACCAACAUCACUUAAAUGUGAUAGGUGUUGGGCACUCAUCAUUGGAGACGAUAUGCCAAGUAACAAAAUCACAUGGACUGCACAGUAAAUUAACUGGAGCUGGAGGAGGGGGUUGUGCAAUAACUUUGCUUCGGACUGAUACGGAUCACGCAGUGGUGGAAACAGUCAAACAGGAACUCACAAACUAUGGAUUCCAGUGCUGGGAGACAAGUAUUGGGGCCCUGGGGGUAUCUGUACAUUUGCCCUCAUCUCUGACUGAGGAUGUUAGAGAAGCGUUCAGUAAUUUAUGAUCGACAAGAUGACUGCUGCAAGAGAAUUUACAAAAUGCUGCUACUUCAGCCCUUGGAUAUUCAUGAGGCUCUUUUUGCUGACCUCAUAGAUUUAAAAGGUCAUUUAUGUUCUUCCAAAAAACAGAUGUGCCAGCUGGUUAAUAACAAUGUCAGUCACCGCUGCACAGGUAGUGGUACAUUUAACAGAAUAACAUUUCACUCUUAAAUUUAAAGACAAAAACACUAGUGUGAAGAAAACCAAGAACAUUACUGCAAAUAAUAAUGCUGGGUCACAAUUUAAAAAGUUUAUAGAUACAGAAUGAAAAUCCUUUACUCUCUUGUUUUUGUCUAUAUAUGAAUUUUGGUUUGUAGUAGAGUCUCCCAUUCCAUCUGUUGUUUUCGCUCCCAUUCAAUUUCAUUGUUGCAUGGUCCAAAUGCAAAAUGUAAUUAGUUAUGGUGCAGAUUUCGAUUGACAUCAUAACUGGUGUUACAUGAAGUUCGGAGCACUUCAUUAUUUCCCGUUACUCAUUGGCUUUAUAAUAGAUAUGGAUGAGCUCACAUGCAAUGUGCUGUCUGUACUUUCCCAAUCCACUAUGGACAUUUCAGUAUGAGUAUUGAAACAUGAUGACAUCAUGGCUACAUUUAUGGCACCAUAUCCUCCUUUUAUUCCUGCUUUUUUCAAAUAAAACAAAGAACCCAUUGUUGCAUAUCUUUGGAAUAAAAAAAAGCAUCAAAGCCC
This is a messenger RNA of Xenopus laevis (African clawed frog), 2057 nucleotides long. RefSeq names its product mevalonate kinase L homeolog (gene mvk.L). The transcript has 11 exons. Bases 173 to 1339 code for a protein of 388 amino acids. The record is from RefSeq and is a predicted model, not a curated record. Gene Ontology annotation, cellular component: cytoplasm; cytosol; peroxisome. Gene Ontology annotation, molecular function: mevalonate kinase activity; ATP binding. Lineage: Eukaryota; Metazoa; Chordata; Amphibia; Anura; Pipidae. Gene Ontology annotation, biological process: sterol metabolic process; isoprenoid biosynthetic process; isopentenyl diphosphate biosynthetic process, mevalonate pathway.